Molecule: messenger RNA, 1009 nt
Organism: Dendrobium catenatum
Lineage: Eukaryota; Viridiplantae; Streptophyta; Magnoliopsida; Asparagales; Orchidaceae
Product: cytochrome c oxidase subunit 5b-1, mitochondrial
Exons: 6
Coding region: 209-712 (167 amino acids)
Biological process (GO): mitochondrial electron transport, cytochrome c to oxygen
Cellular component (GO): mitochondrial envelope
Source: RefSeq, a predicted model, not a curated record
AAAUUUUUUCUCCGUGAAAAAGUCUAGCCCUAAACAGCCGCGCCUCCCUGUAAAUAGCCCUAUGAAGCUCGCACUGUCGAUGGCAAUACGGAAGGGACAUCUGUCGUCCAAUAAGGAAGCGUAGACAAAGCCGCCGGGAAGAAGAUCGAGGAUUUUAGCACGCGAUCAAACGAGAAUUUCCUGAGAAUUCCUUCGCUGCUGAUAUAAUAUGUGGCGUAGAGUUUCCUCUCAGCUCCAUGCGUUCGCUCCAUGGCGAUCAGCCUUACAGAUCCACCGCCCGGCUGCAGCCGGCGACGCCCUGCGGUGUGGAGCCAUGAAUUCGACCAGAAGGACCGUUCGCUUCUUCUCCGUUGAGUCUGGUAAUGCGCCACCUCCAACUAAAAAGAGGGUGGAGGACAUUAUGCCGAUCGCCACGGGGCUAGAGCGGGAGGAGCUGGAGGCGGAGCUUGAGGGAAAGAAGCGGUUUGACAUGGAUGCUCCUGUCGGCCCAUUUGGCACCAAGGAAGCACCUGCUGUGAUUCAGUCAUAUUAUGACAAAAGGAUAGUUGGUUGUCCUGGAGGUGAAGGAGAGGAUGAGCACGAUGUUGUGUGGUUCUGGCUAGAGAAGGGCAAGCCACAUGAAUGUCCCGUGUGCUCCCAAUAUUUUGUGUUGGAGGUUGUUGGCCCAGGAGGGCCUCCAGAUGGACAUGGUGAUGAUGAUGAACAUCAUUAAGGAAGCAGGAGUUUAUUUUUUGCAAAUAAGAUUUGGCGAGUGUUGUAGUAAGCUGCUGAAAAGCUAGAACUUUCAAACAGCUUAUUGUUUUUUGUUUUGUUUUACAUUUUCGAGUAGUUUAUUCAGCCACUUUUUGAUAUCUUUUCUAGGGUCAUUAAUGCUUAUUCAAAUAAUUGAUGGAUGAAUUAAGCUCCAUUAUGUUUCUUCUGUUUUGACCAGCCAUAUAACGAUUGUAAUUUUUUCCAGAAUUACAUAUGUUUUAUCAGGAUAAUUAAUCACUUUACCAUCUUUUGUUCA